Penicillium argentinense is the source of this 549-nucleotide messenger RNA. RefSeq names its product cell wall protein PhiA (gene aspf34). The coding region runs from base 1 to 549 and encodes 182 amino acids. The transcript is spliced from 2 exons. NCBI's taxonomy places the organism in Eukaryota, Fungi, Ascomycota, Eurotiomycetes, Eurotiales, Aspergillaceae. The record is from RefSeq and is a predicted model, not a curated record.
AUGCAGCUCAAGAACAUUGUUGCCGCCACCGCGCUCGCGGCUACUGCAACUGCCGCCCCUUCCGCUCAGUCCAACACCUUCGGCGUCAUUGCCAUCCACUCGGGCUCUGGUGUGCAGAACUCUGCCUUCAAUGCCGCGAAGAGCAGCCUCUUUGCUGGAUUGUCCUCCCAGGGGGCUAGCUGUGCUCGCCCUAAGGAGCAGGACGCCACUUUCUACAUCCAGGACGGCGCGCUGUACCUCUAUGACAAGUCCGCGACCCCUCAGGAGAUCUACGUUGACCGCUCCGGCAUGGGUCAAGGAAAGAUUGGCUAUACCACUGGCGCCCAACCCGCUCCCAAGAACUCGGAGAGGAAGGGAUGGGCUAUUAAGGAGGGCCACUUGCAGUUUGCUGGCAGCGACCUGAUUGCUUGCCCCAACAGCAUCGACGGUGCCUGGUCUAUUUGGGCCUCUGCCGGCGUGUCCAACCCCGGCGGCAACAAGGACUGUGUUAGCAUUGCCGCCCGGAUUGAGAGAACCUCCAACCCCAACGGCUGUCUCUACACUCAGUAG